AUGAGAUCUGCUCAACUUGCUCAACAGGCUCAACAACAGCAAUUUGCUCAAACUCAAACAUCUGGAGGAGCCGUUUCUCCAUAUUCUCCAUACUAUCAUUAUCCAUACUAUCAGGCAUCCGCUGUACCUUCCACAGAAGGAAUUUCACUAGUUCCUGCAGGCUCAUACAAUCCCUACCUGCACUACGCCCCAUUCCGAACAGCUGUGUCAUCGGCAGCAGCCGCAAACCCAACUUUCAUGGCUACCCCAACAGCUCAAGGUAGAUCAAUGACCGCAUUUGGCCAGUACUCACCAUACUUCACUGGAAUGCAACAACAGUUGCAAGCUAAGAAUAAGAAGAAAUCUUGA
Molecule: messenger RNA, 348 nt
Organism: Auanema sp. JU1783
Lineage: Eukaryota; Metazoa; Nematoda; Chromadorea; Rhabditida; Rhabditidae
Source: the annotation of a GenBank genome assembly